AUGGACGGAGACAUGUCUUUCGAAUUCUCCUCCAAGGAGGAGGAAGAGGAGGACUGGGCUCAGACCCAGGCCCGAGACGAAGCCAAUAUCCAAGCGCUGCUUGGCGAUACCACCAACGUGAACCUCGGUUUGGACUCGGAGAAGCCGCUCGAGAUAGACCAGUCGAAGAAAGCCGAAGAUGCCAUCGAUUACGAGGAUAUUGACCUCAGUGACGAGGAUCUGCCCGAUGAAGAGGAACCCAGUGAACAGCCCAGCGGUGGCGCCUCCGCCGAGCUCCCCAGUUUGACCGACGAUGGCGGUACGAGCUAUGAAGUCGACGAUCUAUUCGGCGAGGGUCGAGAGUCCUCACCUUUGCUCCCCGACGCUCCACCGUCACCGCAACCGGAAAUCCAAGAGACCCCAGAACAAGAAUACAUCAGGAAGUGGCAAGAAGGACAAGACCAUCGGGAAACUAUUGAAGAGCUGCGAGCUCUGAAUUUCCAAGACAAGAAGUUACCUGGUAUGAUCGCGGACGAUGCGGAAGCUUGCAAGUUGCAUUUUCCCGAUUUCACGAGAGGCGUAACACUGGAUUACAAUGCUUUGAUCCAGAUCAGGCAAUGUAACUGGAUUCCGAAGCAGUCUCUCAAGCCGCCGAAGCCUCUAAUUCCGACCAAGCUCAGCCUCGACAUCGAUGUUGACCAGGAGAAACAAUUCAGAAUUCCUGGUCCAACCUCUGUCAGCAUCCAGCAGAAGAUUCAGGCGGCAGAGAACGCAGGUCUCGUGUCGCUCCUUGUCCCAGAACGUGUCGAUGAAGCAGAUCUCGAGAUUUUUAAGGUGGACUCGACAGAUGACUUCGAGCUUGUGGGUGGAUUCACUUUGCAAGACAUUGAGACGGUCUGCUUGGACUGGGACUCCAUCAUAGACCCUCCUGUCGCUGUCAGACGUGAUGAACCUGCGACAUCAUCUCUCCCGCCCGGCGAGCCGGAUGAGGAUGAAGAAUGGAACAGAGCCAUGGGCUUCGAUGACCCCCCGACGAAACGGCGCAAAGUCACACAUGAGAAGGGCCUUCCCGAGAUAUCCCGAUUUGUCGCCCCCUCAUUCGACCAGUUCGAUGAAGCCACGAAGCGAAGUGCCAAGCGCGUACGUCUUGAUAUGAACGAUCCGUUCUUGUUGAUAGACGACAUGGAAUCAGAGCGCCCCGCCAAACGGCCGCGUCAGAAUCACAAGAUGAAGCGUAUGGCUGAUGGCAAGAUGGCCCGAGACAUCUUCGAACGCUUCAACUUUUCUAACGAUGAUGCGUAUGAGGCUCUUAAAGAGAAUGUCAGGGAUAAGGUUCGAGCCACGCUUGGCGGAGUUCAAGUCGAGCACAGUCUUCCUGCUCUCAAGCUUCUGUGGCCAUACUACCUGGUCAAGCUUACAGAUCCUAAUCCUUUCAACUAUCACCGCCCGCACUUGAAGGUUCGCAAGAACAUUAAGAACGAUCUGCGUUUCGUCAAACCCCAGCAGCUUCGCAGGAAAGACCUCAAGGGGCAGAAGAUCCAGGAUAUCUACAAACACUCUAGAGAUCUGACCUUGAAUGACAAUUCAACGGCAGUUCUUUUCGAAUACUGCGAGGAGAUCCCGACAGUUUUGUCCAAUUUUGGCAUGGGCAACCGCGUCAUCAAUUACUACAGAGUCAAAGAUAGUAACGACGAGAAGCCGCCCGUCAAACUCGAAAUUGGUGAGAACAAGGUUCUUCUCGCUGAAGACAGGUCUCCAUUUGCCAUCUUCGGAAGUGUCAAUGCUGGCGAGAUUGUGCCGACAUUGCAGAAUCAGAUGUAUCGCGCUCCGGUCUUCAAGCAUACUCCCAGAAAGACGGAUUUUAUCAUUGGUCGUAGCAGUACUGGAUUGGGUCAGUCCAACUAUUAUCUACGCAAGAUUGACCACCUCUUCGUUGUGGGCCAGAACUUCCCUUCUAUUGAGGUGCCUGGUCCGCACUCGAGGAAGGUUACAAAUACGAGCAAGAACCGUCUGAAGAUGUUGUCUUACCGCUUGAUCACCAAGAAGGGAGCCGUGGGCUUGACCGAUAUCACCGAGCAUGUCAAGGACUCCAACGACGCGCAGAACCGCCAGAAGCUCAAGGAGUUCUUGUCUUACGAUAAGGAGUCGCGAAGCUGGGGCCUGAACGAAGGCGAGAAGCUCAUGGAUCCUGAUACCAUUAACUCCAUGGUUCAGCCUGAGGAUGUUUGCCUGAUGGAUGCUAUGCAGAUUGGCGCGUACGAAGUCGAGAAGAGCGGUUUCACUAUUGAUGAAAAAGAUUUGGACAAAGAUGACGACGACGCCGAGCCUACCAAUGAUAACCUCGCCAAUCAGUUGGCGCCUUGGAAGACUACAAAGGCUUUCAUUGAUGCAACUUCGGGGAAGGCUAUGCUCAAGCUUCGCGGUGAGGGUGACCCAACAGGCAAAGGCCUUGGCUUUAGUUUCAUCAAGACCUCUAUGAAGGGCGGCUUCCUCAAUGUACUGCACGAGCUGGGAUCCCAUGCUACAUCUGCAGAUGCCAUGGAGCGCGAGCGCAAGGCGAACAACGGUCACUCAUAUAAUGUCAAGAAACAAGAGGCUGCGUACCAGGAAGUCAUCAAUGACAUCUGGGGCAAGCAGAAGGAAACUCUUGAAGAUGCUACUACGUAUGACGACGCAGAUGUCCAGCCUCAAGAGGACGAGGACGAGCGUCUUUAUCCACAGACUCAGCCUGCCGCUACCCCGCGGUUCGAUGAGAGCAUGAGUGUCUUCAGCCGUCCUAGUGCAACAAGCACGAGGCAUGGCAAGAGAAAGUUGAGAAUUCAGCGAAAGCAGUAUCGUGCCGACGGCACAGAGGAGUGGAUUGAUGAGAUCGUGGAAGAUCCCGGUGUAAUCGCGCAAUACAUCAAGUCCAGGCGUCAGCUAGAUGAGGAAACUCUGGAUAAGGAUAUAAAGUUCACUGGAGACGCGGAAGCCGACCGCAAAAUCAUCGAAAAGAUUGAGAGGGAACAGAAUCGUCUCGAGAAGAACAAAGAGCGCCGUCACCAACGCGAGAAGCAGAAGAAGCAAGCCAAAGGCAUUGCUGAUCCUUCUGGAGGCUCGCCUGAGCCAUCAGUCGAGGGCAAGGCAGCCGGAACGACUCGCAAAUGCGCCAAUUGUGGUCAAGUUGGCCAUAUCAAGACCAACAAGAAGUACACACCCCAUUUCUUUAGAUGA
Molecule: messenger RNA, 3192 nt
Organism: Phaeoacremonium minimum UCRPA7
Lineage: Eukaryota; Fungi; Ascomycota; Sordariomycetes; Togniniales; Togniniaceae
Product: putative transcription initiation factor tfiid subunit 1 protein
Exons: 3
Coding region: 1-3192 (1063 amino acids)
Biological process (GO): transcription by RNA polymerase II; RNA polymerase II preinitiation complex assembly
Cellular component (GO): transcription factor TFIID complex
Molecular function (GO): TBP-class protein binding; RNA polymerase II general transcription initiation factor activity; RNA polymerase II general transcription initiation factor binding
Source: RefSeq, a predicted model, not a curated record